Molecule: messenger RNA, 1250 nt
Organism: Solenopsis invicta (red fire ant)
Lineage: Eukaryota; Metazoa; Arthropoda; Insecta; Hymenoptera; Formicidae
Exons: 4
Coding region: 318-1250 (310 amino acids)
Source: RefSeq, a predicted model, not a curated record
UAAAAUAUUAAAAGAUUUUAUACUGACACUUAAAAGAUGUAUAGAUUUAAAACAAUUAAUAGAUAAAAUUGUUUUAAAAUAUUGAUUUUAUAUUGUUUAAUAGUUUUAUCUGAAAAUUUUUAGAUUAAUUCCAUAGAUUUUUAUUUUUACUUGUAUUUUUUAUUUCAUAGAUUAGAUAACGCGCUAGCAAAGACGAUUGUUAAAAUGAUCGUCGAUAUAUUCCCAUCUGAAGCAGCAAAUACGUAUUUUAUGUCACCAAUAAAAAAAAAAAUUCUCUUUGUAAUAAAUCCAUUCUUGCUCGUGGAAAGUUAAUUAGUAUGUGGCGAAACUGUCAGUGUCAAUAUAAAAAAUUGCAUAGAAGGAUAAUAGAUGAGGAAAAAACAAACGAUCGAAGUAUAGAGCCCGAAACAAUACAAGAUGAUAUUCAAGAGGCGUUAGACUGGCUAGACAAAAAUCAAGCUCCUUGGGACAUGGUUUUAGACCAUUGGAGAAAAACUUCUGCUCAUCGAACCAAAGCUUUAAAAGAAUCAUGUGACACUAAUUUGGUGGAUAUAUUUGAAAAAUGGAAACUCUAUAAGCACCCUAGUGGACAUGAAUUAAUUGAUACUGAUUUUCAAUGCCUAAAUUUAUCCAAAGUAAAUUUGGAUAAAGAUGUUUGGUUUAAUUUUUUUGAUACUUUGCUAAAGCACGCCUCUCUUAGCUCCAAAGACGAAACAGCAAAGAUGCUUCUGGAAUCUAUGAAAUCUAAAGAUGUUUCAGACAAUGCAUUAGUGGCCAUGAGUGUAAGUUUAUUCCCUCACUUGUAUCCGCCAAAACAUAUGAAAAGAAUACGGAAUAAGAGUUUCAAGCCUUCUAUUGGACUUGCAAAAGAGACUAUAUUAAAAUUUGCAAAUAUUCCUGGUGACAUGGUAAGACUAAGGCAAGAAGCAAAAUCGAGGGCGACAGAUCUUAAACUUCCAAUCCAACCCUUUUUAAUCAUCGUGGGAUCUAUUGAAGACGUACAAGAUGUUUAUGUCUGUGUUGACAACGAGCUAUACAAAGUUCAAGGACUUCUACAAGGUCUAAAUAUUUGUUUCAAGACAUUUCAUGUAUUCAAUCUGCAAUAUCCUUUGGCCAGUGAACACAUAUGGAUAUUAAUUCAAAAGGGAAUCUAUAAAAUCAAUUUGCCCUGUGAUAAGCAUAUCAUAUCUAUUGAACAUGCAGUAAAACAGCUAACUAAGGGAAAUACCGAAGAGGAACAAAUGGAAUGA